AUGCCCUCAGUCCAGGACGAGAUUACAAAGUUUGCCCGAAAACACGAGAUAAAGCUAGAUCAACACACCAAUCCAGCAGCAAUUCAACUACUUGACAACUCUCAAGACAUAAGGCGUCUCAAACGCCGAAGACCAUAUGACUUAUUGUAUGAAAAAGCAAAAGAAAAAGUUAGAAAUAAUUUAUUGAAUGCCAAAUAUAUUUCAUUUACAACUGAUGGCUGGACUUCCCUAAAUAAUGAUCGUUUUAUUGCUGUCACUGUACAUUUUAUGGAUCCAGAAGAGUGUAUUUUAAAAACAUUUUUACUUGGGUGUUUCAACGUGGUGGAGUCCCACACAGCUGUAAAUUUGUCAUUAUUUUUAAAUGAUUGUUUUAAAGAGUGGAACAUAACAGAAAAAGUAAAAGUUGCUGUAAGUGACAAUGCUGCGAAUAUAACAUCAGCAAUCGGCAUGAAUCAAAAUUGGCGCCAUAUACCAUGUCUAGCACACACAUUAAAUCUAAUUGCACAAUCCGGACUAGGUGAAAUAAAACACGUUCACAAAAAAGUAAAAACCAUCGUUGAAUACUUUAAACAAAGUACAAAAGCAAAUUUAAAACUAAAAAAUACACAAAAACAAAUGGGGUACCCGGAAUUAAAGUUAAUUCAAGACGUUUGUACCCGGUGGAACUCAACGUAUGACAUGUUUCAACGGUGUAUCGAUAUUAAAGAACCUCUUAUGAGUACAAUUGCAAUAAUAGGUAAUAUGGAUAAUUUAAUUCACGAAGACUUUGAACUAAUAAAACACUACUGUGCUAUACUUAAACCGUUUAAAGAAGUUACUAUUGAACUAAGUAGUGAAAAAGGCAUUUCAAUUUCAAAGGUAAUCAUUUCAAUAAAAGCAUUACAUUUACAUAUAAAAAAUAAAGAAAAAGGACCUAAUUUACCAAGUGCUAUACAUUUAAUGCUUUCUAAAAUGAUAACAAAAGCCAAUACAAAAUUUGAAAAUAUUGAAAACCAGCCUAUUUUAACAGAAGCAACCCUUUUAGAUCCACGUUUCAAGAAAAAAGCGUUUAGUAAUACGUAUACAUUUCAAAAAACUUACGAAAAUAUAAAACAAAGAGUUGCGGGAAUUAUUCAUUUAAACAAAAUUUGUUCAGUACAAAAUGAAGAUAAUGAGAAAACCAUACCGACCGAUCGUGAAGAUGCGACUUCUGAAAUUUGGCAACAGUUUGACUCUCAUGUGUCAACUUCAACUUCAGUCAACACUCCAACAUCUGAAGCUAUUGUUGAGUUGGAUAGAUAUUUGAAUGAACCUAUAAUAUACCGAAAAUCAGAUCCACUUAAAUGGUGGAAUGACAGAAAAAAAAUUUAUCCAAAUUUAUUCGAUUUAAUGUUGUUGCGUUUAUGUGUACCAUCAACAUCAGUCCUGAGCGAAAGAACCUUUUCAAAAGCUGGCUACACCAUUUCCGAAAGACGAAAUAGAUUGUCAACAAAAAACGCGGAGAUGCUUAGGCAAGUACUUAAGUCAAUUUUGGAAGUUUCAGUUUAUUUUAUAUUUUAA
This is a messenger RNA of Myzus persicae (green peach aphid), 1539 nucleotides long. Its product is annotated as zinc finger BED domain-containing protein 1-like. Bases 1 to 1539 code for a protein of 512 amino acids. NCBI's taxonomy places the organism in Eukaryota, Metazoa, Arthropoda, Insecta, Hemiptera, Aphididae. The transcript is spliced from 4 exons. The record is from RefSeq and is a predicted model, not a curated record. Gene Ontology annotation, molecular function: protein dimerization activity.